UGGAUUCAUUGCACUUGGGCUGAGGAGGAUUGGCUUUAAUGUAUCUGAAGACCGACCUCUUAAAAAUAAAAGGUGCAGAGAAAGGCAGAGGCUUGUAACAGACCUCACAAUUUCCUCCUCUUCUCCUUUUUUUUUGCCCUCCCAGUUAGGGUUUCUACUGCUGCAGAUGAUCUCGGGAGUUCGAUUUUUGUCAUGCAUUCGGUUGUUCUUGGAAUGCAUCUGGUUUUUUGCGUCUUGAUCUUGGUUGAUUUGUUCUUUUUUCCUCUCGGUCGAGGGUUUUCCUGUGAGAAUCAGGGCGAAUUCGGCUUCCUAUUCCGAUGCCUACUCUCGUCAAUUACAGUGGAGAUGAUGAUUUCUAUCCUGGCUCGCGAUAUGCGAAUCCAACGGAUUCAAGCCUCUUGCUCUCUCUUGGCCCUCAUGUGGAUGUGUUCUGUCUUCCUCGCAAGAGAUCUCGCAUCAGUGCACCUUUUGUCUUCAGAGGAGAUGAGCUUGAACAGAAGAAGCGACUUUCUAUUGAUGUUCUUCCCGAUGAGUGCCUCUUUGAGAUCUUCAGAAGACUACCUGGAGGCCAGGAGAGGAGUUCCUGUGCUUGUGUCUCAAAGCGCUGGCUCAUGCUUCUGAGCAGUAUUCGUAGCACUGAUAUAUGUGGCAGCAGAAACAUAGACUCCUUGAAGCCUGGUGAGGGAUUGGUUUCAAGUGAGGCAGAUGAGUCUUCAAAUCUUGACAAGGAAAGUACUCUUCCAAUUGCCAGUGAAAAUGAGGAGCAGGAUCUUGAGAGUGAUGGACAUCUUAACAGGUGCUUGGAAGGGAAGAAGGCAACUGAUAUCAGACUCGCUGCCAUUGCUGUUGGAACUAGCAGUCGUGGGGGUCUGGGUAAGCUAUUGGUCCGUGGAAGCAACACUACUCGCGGGGUUACAGAUUUCGGUCUUUCAGCAAUUGCACGUGGUUGCCCCUCCCUCAAGGUUCUCUCUCUUUGGAAUGUGUCUUCUAUCAGUGAUGAGGGUCUAUCUGAGAUUGCGAAUGGAUGCCAUAGGUUGGAAAAGUUGGACCUCUGCCGGUGUUCUCAAAUAUCUGACAAAGGCUUGAUUGCAAUAGCGAAGAACUGUCCAAAUUUGACUGCUCUUGCAAUUGACUCUUGCCCAAAUAUUGGGAAUGAGGGUCUGCAAGCAAUUGGCAAACGCUGCCCCAAUCUUCAGUCAAUUUCAGUCAAGGACUGCCCUCGUGUUGGGGAUCAAGGAGUUGCUAGUCUUUUAUCUUCCACCUCUUAUGUCAUGACAAAGGUGAAGCUUCAGGGUGUGAGCUUAACUGAUGUCUCUCUUGCUGUUUUAGGUCACUAUGGUUUGGCUGUUACAGAUAUAGUCCUUACAGAUCUUGAGAACGUUAGUGAGAGGGGCUUUUGGGUAAUGGGUAAUGCUCAUGGUCUGCAGAAGCUCAAGUCCAUUACAAUUACUUCUUGCCAGGGGGCUACAGAUCUUGGUCUUGAAGCCCUUGGAAAGGGAUGCCCUAACUUGAAGCAGUUGUGCCUUCGCAAUUGUUCAUUCCUAUCUGACAAUGGACUGGUAGCUUUUGCCAAAACAGCGGUUUCCCUCGAGUGCCUGCAAUUGGAGGGGUGCGACAAGGUCACUACGCUUGGGGUUCUUGGUGCUCUUUCAAACUGUGGAGGAAAGUUGAAGGUUCUCAGUUUAGUUAAAUGCAUGGGCAUCAAGGAUAUGAUUUUGGCAUUGCCGGUGCUCUCUCCUUGCAAAUCUCUGCUGUCCUUGUCCAUUCGUAAUUGCCCGGGUUUUGGUAGCUCAAGCUUGGCAAUGGUGGGUAAGUUGUGCCCACAGCUGCAACAAAUAGAUCUGGGUGGGCUCUGUGGAAUAACAGAUGCAGGGAUUCUUCCACUUCUUGAGAGCUGUGAGGCAAGUCUUGUCAAAGUUAACGUCAGUGGUUGCAUAAAUUUGACAGAUUCAGUGGUUAAAGUCAUUGCCAGGCAUCAUGGUGAGACUCUUCAAGUGCUAAGUCUUGAUGGCUGUAGAAAGAUCACUGAUGCGAGCUUAGUGGCAAUUGCAGAGAGCUGCCCACUACUUUAUGAUCUUGAUGUCUCCAAGUCCGCGAUCACUGAUUUUGGCAUUGCUGCUCUGUCUUCCACAAAGCUGCUUGACUUGCAAAUCUUGUGUGUUUCAGGUUGUUCUAAUGUGACAGACAAGAGCCUUCCCUUCCUGGGAAAACUGGGUCAGACUCUAGCUGGGUUAAACCUGCAACAAUGCAAAUCAAUCAGCAGCAGGGCAGUCGAGCUACUUGUGGAGCAUCUGUGGAGAUGCGACAUCCUUUCCUAAAAAUGGAGAGGAAUGGAACAUCCUCUGCAGAAAAGAAGGCAGAGGUGAAGGAUGGAGGUUGGGUGAACCAAGAGUUUGCAAGACAUCCAGCACCACCUAGCGUGUAUGGUAGCAGUGAUCAGCAGCAGCAGCAGUUGUAGUAUAGGUUUUUUUGGGCCCAUAUGCAGUGGGGUCUUCUGGUUUUCUCACACUGGUGACUUGGUUGUUUUCCAGGACUUUGGCCAAUCAUUCUUUUUUGCAGGUAUUCCGUUCAUGAGGAACCUGUUUCAGGUGUUUUGGGCUACCACUGGUGGGGAUGCCUUCUGGCCAUAGUUCCCUGUGAAUACAGUUACCAGGUCCCAGUUUUAGGUUUCACUUGUAGUUUCUGUCAUUGUCUUUGAUAGGAUAAUGGUUUUUAGCAUAGCCUCGUAGUAUUCAUACUGGAUUGCGGGUGCUAGGCUUCCUCUGCUCAAGUCAAGUCAUACACGUAUGUUUUCGGGUCUCUGUCCAUGUUGGUUUUACCGAGUCUUCUACGUGUUUGAACUUUUCAGUCCUCUUGAUGUUGGGGGUUGUGUGUUUUUCCUUCAGGGUUGUUGGGUACAUCGUUGUGUUGUUGUAGUUGCUUUUGGCAGUUCUAAGUUUGGUGCCUGAGUUCAUGGGUUUUGGCAGUGGCAGCCUCUUCUGGUCUGCCAUGACGGCCUUGAGUCGUUUUUUUUUUUUUUAUAUACCAAGCCCUAGUUUUCCAGGCUUAUGAUGUGAACUGUACUCUGCAACUUUUUUAUUUAUGUUAAUGGAAUAAAUAUGCUGUGUGUUAAAUA
Messenger RNA from Macadamia integrifolia, 3115 nucleotides. Its product is annotated as EIN3-binding F-box protein 1-like. Gene Ontology annotation, cellular component: SCF ubiquitin ligase complex. The record is from RefSeq and is a predicted model, not a curated record. Gene Ontology annotation, molecular function: protein binding. Gene Ontology annotation, biological process: SCF-dependent proteasomal ubiquitin-dependent protein catabolic process. Bases 318 to 2318 code for a protein of 666 amino acids. The transcript has 2 exons. NCBI's taxonomy places the organism in Eukaryota, Viridiplantae, Streptophyta, Magnoliopsida, Proteales, Proteaceae.